Messenger RNA from Acanthosepion pharaonis, 747 nucleotides. Lineage: Eukaryota; Metazoa; Mollusca; Cephalopoda; Sepiida; Sepiidae. The record is from the annotation of a GenBank genome assembly.
AUGAAAACUACACUCCGUCCCUGGCCAAUCCCUGGAUUACCUUUGUCACAUCUUCAUAUUGACUUUGCUGGAGCCAUCAAGGAGCAGUAUUAUUUUAGCCUCUUCAUUUUCUGUUGUUUGUUCAUAUCUAUCUAUCUAUUGUUUGUUCAUGCCUAUCUAUCGUUUGUUCAUAUCUAUCUAUCUAUCUAUCUAUCUAUCUAUCUAUCUAUCUAUCUAUCUAUCGUUUAUUCAUAUCUAUCUACUGUUUGUUCAUAUCUGUCUAGGUAUUUAUUGUUUGUUUAUAUCGUUCUGACUAUCUAUCUAUCCUUUGUUCCUAUCUAUCUAUCUGUCGUUUAUUUAUAUCUAUCUGUCUAUCUAUUGUUUGUUCAUAUCUAUCUAUCUAUCUAUCUAUCUUCUUUUUUUUUAAGCAUUUCACCCCAAGCAAGGCGGGAAGCCACUAGGACGCAAGGGCAUCUAUCUAUCUAUCUAUCUAUCUAUCUAUCUAUCUAUCUAUCUAUUGUAUUUAUUGUUUGUUUAUAUCGUUCUGUCUGUCUAUCUAUCUAUCGUUUGUUCAUAUCUAUCUAUCUAUCUGUUGUUUAUUUAUAUCUAUCUAUCAGUCACUCUAUUCUAUAUAUUGUUUGUUCAUAUCUAUCUAGCUAUAUAUUGUUUCUCCAUAUCUAUCUAUCGUUUGCUCAUAUCUAUCUAUCUACCUACCGUUUAUUCAUAUCUAUCUAUUUAUUGUUGUCCAUAACUAUCUAUCUCGUAUAG